Molecule: messenger RNA, 1788 nt
Organism: Colletotrichum higginsianum IMI 349063
Lineage: Eukaryota; Fungi; Ascomycota; Sordariomycetes; Glomerellales; Glomerellaceae
Product: Carboxylic ester hydrolase
Exons: 3
Coding region: 1-1788 (595 amino acids)
Source: RefSeq, a predicted model, not a curated record
AUGGGAUGGGUUCGCAUGCACCAGUAUAAAGAGCCCUUCACCAACACGACUGCAAAGGAUGAAGAAAACCACCUUCACCCGCGUUCUACGAAACCCAACAAACAGACACACCGGUCGUCGGCGAUAUCUGUGGACAACCCACUCCUCGAGAUGGCCCUCUCACUCGCGCAGAACUGCGUGCCGGGCACCUUCGACCCGUCCGUCUUCGGCGCCUCGGUGCUAGCCCUCGAGGCGAACCUGGUGACCAACUACAGCGCCUCUGCCCCGGAAGGCGUCCGCUUCACCUCGCCGGCCGCCGAGCUCCGCAACGCCACCUUCUGCAACGUCACCGUCACCUACACCCACCCGGGCCAGGGCGACAGGAUCGUCGUCGAGGCCUGGCUGCCGUCAUCGUCGUCGUCGUCGUCGUGUUCAGCGCCGGGCGGUGGUUGGAACGAGCGGUUCUUGGCCGUCGGGGGCGGGGGGUACGCCGCCGGCCGCAUCUGGCUGAGCUACGGCGCCAUGAACGGCGCCCUCGCCGACGGCUACGCCACCGUCACCACGGACGCCGGCCUAGGUUCCUCGGAGGACCCUACCCCCUGGGCCCUCCUCAGCCCCGGCAACGUCGACCUGUACGGCCUGCAGAACCUGGCCUACGUGUCCCUGUACGACCAGGCGGUCAUCGGCAAGUCUCUCGUCAAGAGCUUCUACGGCCGCGACCCGGCGUACUCGUACUGGACCGGCUGCUCCCAAGGCGGCCGGCAGGGCCUCGCGCUGGCCCAGCGGUACCCGGACCUCUACGACGGCAUCGUCGCCGGCGCGCCCGCCAUCAACUGGACCCGGCUGUUCGCCCACAUCCACUGGCCGCAGCAGGUCAUGAACGAGCUGGGCGCGUACCCGUACCCGUGCGAGCUCGACGCCAUCGUAAGAGCCGCCGUGGCCGCGUGCGACGGGGCCGACGGCGUCGUCGACGGCGUCAUCUCGGACGCCGGCGCGUGCCUCGACGCCUUCGACGCCUUCUCCCUCGUUGGGACGCGGACGGCCUGUCCGCAGGCGGGCGGGGCCGACAAGACCAUCAGCGAGGCCGCGGCCGUCGUCGUCAACGCCACGUGGCGCGGCGUCGUCACCGCCGACGGCGAGAGCAUCUACCCGGGGAUCCUGCCGGGGGCGGAUCUCACGGGCAACCUGAACGGGCUGGGCGGCAUCGCGGGCACGAGCUGCGACGCGGACGGCUGCGCGGGGGCGCCCGUGGUGCUCGGCACCACGUGGUUCCAGCUAUUCCUGGCCAAGGACGCGAGCUUCCCGCUCGGGAACAUGACGCGCGAGCGGUUCGACGCGCUCGUCCACCGGGGAGAGCAGCAGUAUCAGUCCAUGCUGGACACGGCCGACCCGGACCUGCGGGCCUUCAAGGCCGCGGGGGGCAAGAUGGUCUCUUUCCACGGUCUCACCGAUAACGUCAUCCCGCCGGCCGGGAUAGCGGCGUACUACGACGCCGUGGCGGGCGUCACCCCGGACAUCCGGGACUUCUACCGGCACUUCGAGGCGCCCGGGCUCGCGCACUGCUACGGCGGAGCGAGCGGGCCGCCGACGGGGCUCUUCUCGCAGCUGCGCGACUGGGUCGAGAACGGCGCGUCCCCUCCCGAGCGGACGCCGGUGAGGGUGGCCGUCGUCGACGAGGAGGCGGCGACGACGACGACGCACGAGAGGAUACUGUGCGCGUACCCGCAGAGGGCGGCGUUGGACGACGGCUGCGGCGACGCGUCGCGGGCCGAGUGCUGGUCGUGUGCCGGCGAGGCGCGCGUCUCGUAG